Molecule: messenger RNA, 3558 nt
Organism: Pogona vitticeps (central bearded dragon)
Lineage: Eukaryota; Metazoa; Chordata; Lepidosauria; Squamata; Agamidae
Gene: THPO
Product: thrombopoietin
Biological process (GO): positive regulation of ERK1 and ERK2 cascade; thrombopoietin-mediated signaling pathway; cell population proliferation
Cellular component (GO): extracellular region
Molecular function (GO): cytokine activity; hormone activity
Source: RefSeq, a predicted model, not a curated record
CAGCUGUGCUGACUGGUGGAUUCUGGGAAAUAUAGUCCACACUGGCUGGGGGGGGGCGUGAUUUGGGGGAAAGUAACAUUCUAAGUCCUGGUCUAUGUCUGUUCAGAGGCUGACUCCAUAGACCUGUUGCAAAGUAAGUCAUUUAGGAACGCAGCCUAAAGCAGAGUGGCAAAUUUUUGGACCUUAAGAUAUUUUUGGAUUACAACUCCCAACAUUCUAUGCUGGGUAGAAUUAUGGGAGUUAUAGGCAAAAUAAAAAUAAAAAUCUAUAGGGCUAAACGGUCCCCAUUCUUGUAAUCAAGCUGAACCUAAGCCUCAGUCUUCAGUCUUACACCCAUUUUCUCACUGGGCUUGAUUUAGGAAAAACAUGUACAAGAUUGUGUGGUUACUCUUAGAUUGGUCUGACGUCUUGUAUUCAGCUACACCCCCUAAUUAAUUCUACAGAAGAUGAACGUGGUUUUAAGUCUUUAAUCACAUGAAUUAAAAAAACUCUAGAUAAAAUGCCAUGGCUGGGGAUGAUGGGACAUGUAGGAUUUGGAGUAUGAGGUGUUGAGGCAGGCUUGGGAAGAGCAGGUUGAUGGGGAAAGGCUGAAAGGAAGGAAUGUGUGAUUAAUUGCAAGAUUGCCAACUUCCAAGUCUGAUGUGAAUUAAAAGAAAGGAGAGGGGUCACAUUAAAGGUGCCUUUGUCUUUAAUAUGCAAAUUCCCUUCACUGGGAAUUUUCAAGCGAUUGUUCAAAACACAGUUUUUGCAAUAGGCCUUCACAGACCUUAUAACAACUUACUAAGGUGAUAGGUCUUAAUACUUAUAUUAUUAAUCCUGCCUUCUUGCUUUUAUGUUAUUUAUGUUAUUCUUACUUAAAUUGGUUUGUCGUUUGUGCUUAUUUUGAUUGUAUAACUAUUAUGUUUGUUGUCUGGAAUUGUUCUUGUUUAAUAUGCAAACCGCCCAGAGUGGUGGCCAGAUGGGAGUCUAAUAAGUAAGUAAGAUUUUUAAAAAGCAUGCAAAGAGCACCAGCUGGGGGGGGGGGUAGCCUUAAGCUGCAGGGUUUUUCCCCCCCUGGAGGAAAAUUCCCUCCUCUGAAGCUGGCAUUUGCUGUGACAGAGAUGGGAGACUCCCUUCUUAACACCAUUGAGGAGAUUUGCACCCAGGGCUCAGCGUGGGAGGGUAUAAACUGUUCCCCUUAUUUCAUUGGGGGCCACACCACUGUCUGUACCCCCAAAACCUGGUGGCAGCUUCUGCCAAAAAUGCUGCUCUUGUGGCAAAUUAAAAAAAUGGCAUGGCAACUGUACAUCUGACCGAAGGACCUCCUGCACCAUAGAGUCUCACAGAUAGACAGGCCAAGGGGGGUCUCUUUUUUCGGAGCAUGGGGAGAAGAAAGAAAUGGCAAUAAUGCAGCAUUAGGCCAGUUAAGAGCGGUUGUCUCCAUGGUGACAACGAGUGAAGGUAGCGCGGGCUCCCCAAAUGCCCAGAAUCCACAUGAAAUCUAGUGUGGUGCAGGGGUUACAGCGUAGGACUCCAGAACUCUGGGUUCAAAUUCCAUCCACACCUAUAAGGCUUUUUGAGUGAGCUACCUUACAGGGCUGUUGUGACAGGAAAAUAGGGAGGAGGACCACCAUGGAGACCACCUUGAAGCUCAUAGGAGCCAAGGUGAGGUAUAAAUGUCACUAAGAAAGGAGGCUUGUCGGUUGCGCGUUCGCUUAAAGGAAACGCUGGCCAUUCUUCCCGCUCUGCUUCGGAGGAGCAAGAAAUGAAUCUGAUAAAGCAUGGAGUCAAUCCUCCUUCCAGCCCUGUUUCAGUCUUGUUCAUUCUCUUUAUCCCCACCCCAGCAGAUGUUGCAUCCAUUUUUUAUACACCAGACGUUGUCACCACGUUCUUAGGUUCAGCGAGGGGCAAACAUGGUCUCUGUGGUUGUGAAACUGUGGGUGGGAAGGGAAUAAAGCCUAGAAGGCAGAUCCAUGAUUUGAUGAGUGCCGAACCCCUGACUAUUUUUCCUUUCCUUUUCCCUGUGCUCAUCCCAAACCCACACUCUCCCCCAGGAUUGCUGCUACUAUUACUGCCUGUAUUCCUGCACCAUAUAAAACUUUCCAGGAUGAGUCCCGCAGGGCUGGUAUGUGACAGACGGCUACUCCAGAGAUACAUCCGUGAAAGCUUUGAAUUGGAAGACCGACUGAGCCAAUGCAGGAUGCUCCCCCUUCUCCAGCAGCCCGUACCCUUGCCCUUGGUGGGUUUCAACCUCCGAGAAUGGGCGACGAAGACAAAUCCUUCCAAAGGGAAGGAAGUCCUCCUUGACCUAGUCAAGCUGGUGGAAGGCAUAACCGCGGCCCAGCAAGAACUGAACCAAGGGUGCCCGUCGGUGCUUCUUCAGCAGCUUUUUGAGAAGACCAGCUUCUUCGUCCUGCAGCUACAGAACUUCAGGUGGCAGGAACAGGACGUGCCUGGGCAGCCAGGAGGAACUCCUCGAUUAAUUCUGGAGAGCAACCUUCGGAAGAUCUUCCAAACCUACAAACAGCUGCUGAGAGGAAAACUCCAUUUCCUCUUCAGUGACCUGCGGAAGGACCUCUGCAGUGAGGGUGACUCAGCCUAGGAGCAACAGCCCUGCUCACCCGCCUUGCAGUUGGGUGUCUUUAAGAGAGCAGGGAAGAGCCCGUGAGCUUUUCCUCCAAGUGGUCCCAGGGGGCGAGACAAGAGGAGCGGUCACGAGUGGAAGGGAAAUGCUGUCCAGCCUCUGCCUUGACCUUGGGGCUAGGGAGAAAGCGGAAGUGGGAAAAGGGAUACUGCGAUGCCUUCUCUCUGACCUUCUCGCUAAAUACUUUAGCUGCCGGCAAGAAGAAAGCUAAACAGGAUUCCCUGGAGCUGAGCAUGUCUGGCUGUGCCCUUGAAGCCAACCUGCUCUCAGUUCUGCCUGUCCUGCUUGGUUAAUGGUUGCCUGGAUGUUUAGCAGCUUCGACGCAGCGAUCAGUGGUGUUCAUUCACCCUCUUGCAAAUAGCGCCCAGGUGGAGAUCGGGGCUCUUUUCUCCAACAUGCUCCUUGCUGGAUUCCUUCUCGCCAUACCAGCCUGCAGUACGGGGAGGUCCUCUCAAUCCUUUGGGGCCACCGAGAGGAUGUUCUUGACCUGAUACAGGAAACAUAGGCACCUGCCCUGCUCGUCUUUGGCAGCCUUGGCAGGCUAAAUCCGUUUAAAACCGUACCUUGUCAGUGUUUUUCAGUGACAUGAAGAAACGGCGUAUUUAUCAGCUUCCCAACAGAUUCCUAUUGAUCUGGCCUUGCUGUGAUUUCAUGAAGAAGGCUCAGAAAAGCCCCACCUUAGCAGGUUACUGACAAGGAAAUGCUGACAAGUGUGAGGACGGAGUGAUGAGAUGGUUGUUUUUAACUCUCCAACUUUAUGAAGAAAUUUUUGCUACUUCUUUAUCAUCCCCCGAGGCCAGUCUUGGGAUAAAGGAGAAAGAACAUGAGGGCUUAAGAUGGGGCCAUCAUGGACUUCCUGGGCUCCCCGGACAUGGUACACCUGGAUAGCUCAGUGGUUUAGAUCUCUGGCUGCCGAGCCAAAGGUUGCGAGUUCG